Penicillium antarcticum is the source of this 1089-nucleotide messenger RNA. RefSeq names its product F-box protein. The record is from RefSeq and is a predicted model, not a curated record. NCBI's taxonomy places the organism in Eukaryota, Fungi, Ascomycota, Eurotiomycetes, Eurotiales, Aspergillaceae. The transcript has a single exon. The coding region runs from base 1 to 1089 and encodes 362 amino acids.
AUGACAGUUGAACAUCUUGCAACGGAGCUUCUGCUCCAGAUAUUUCGAUCGUGCGAUUCAGUCUCCGAUGUUUUCAACUUAUCAGCAAGCUGUCGUCGACUCAAUCGCGUCUUCAAAUCGUCGAACAAACAGCAAAUCAUCGCCAAUGUCGCAGAGACCCAAUUUGGCCCCCUCAAUGAUAUCAUCCAAGUAGUGACGCAGAACGACAGCCAACCAGCUCAUCAAAUCCGACAUGCGUCUAUGUCCGAUGCCCUCCUGAAACAAAUCAUCCAGAUAGGUCUGGUGGCGCAAAAAUGGGAAACAGUCUUCCCAUUCAAGAAAUGGAAAGCUGACUACGAGAAUCGCCGCUCUCUCACUAAUCAAGAGCGAUUACGUGUGCGCCGCGCCGUGUAUCGGAUAUGGCUAUACCACAAUGCAUUCCAUUCUCGGGCUUAUGACAGACAUUCUCGCAAUAUUCGCCAUGUAGUCUUGGAACGGGCCCAGCUUCUCCAUAACUGGUCAACCCAAGAGCUGGCCGAGAUUGAAGACCUUCGUCUUGUCAUGAGCGACGUUGUGCAGAAUCACAUCUGUCCCAGCAACGGCACUAUUCAACGCAAGUUCCGCAAGCGGUAUCCGGAGAGUAAUCAUCAGCUCUCUUUUAACAUCCACCUGAAUUAUCCUCCACCAUCAAAUCCUAUCUCGUUGCAGAUUCAGUCGUCAGUCGGAAAAGCCCCGGGGUCUUCACUGCAACAAUAUUUCCAUGUCGCCCACCCAAGCAACUUCACCGAUUCACCAGCCAAAUAUCGGUCUCGAUUUCGCAAUGAUCUUUCCCAUGACCCCGGGUCAGAGGGCUGGGGAGAUGAGAUCCCGCAUUACUACAUCAUCCAGGACAUGAUGAAGCUUGAUCCUGGUCAAAUCCUAUGGUUGCGCGAUCAUGCUCUUUUGAAGGAGCAGGUGGAGGAGUAUAUAUGCUCCCUGGGAGACUGGUUCCGCGAUAAUGGCGAGACAUUCGGUGAUACGUUGGAAUAUGUCAUGAAUGAGCGCGGUCUUGAUGUUGGGGAGUUACGUUCGGCAGUUGUUGAUCGUGACAUGGGCAUAGUGCUUGAUUAG